AUGUCCAUUCGAGAGUCUGACAGGGCUGAUGCCAUCCGUACAACACUCAGCGAAGGUGAUGAUACGAACAACGUACAUGAAAUACACAGUGAGAGCAAUACUACCACAGAUCAACUCCACAGACAACAAGGGAUAGGUAAAACGACAUUCCGAUCAAGGAAUGCAUAUGAUUCGGCGCCUACAUCUGACGGAGCUUAUGCUGCUGAGACAGAAUUUGAUACAUGUGUGGAUGCUGCUUUGGCAUCGGCCGUGCGAUCGCGUGCACGCACGAUUGGCGGG
Molecule: messenger RNA, 279 nt
Organism: Sphaeroforma arctica JP610
Lineage: Eukaryota; Ichthyosporea; Ichthyophonida
Exons: 1
Source: RefSeq, a predicted model, not a curated record